AACGGCAUUGAUUAUCGAGAAAACGUAAAAACCCGCCGACGUUAACAGAGAGAAAAAAUGGCCGCCGCAGCACCACCACCACCGCCAACCACCGCCGCAGAACCAAACAUGGACCUUCCGAUCAACCACCCACUCUUCACCAGGAUCCGCCUCGCCACCAAAGCCGACGUCCCAGUCAUUCACAAAAUGAUUUACCAAAUGGCAGUAUUCGAACGCCUCGCCGAUCAGUGCUCCGCCACCGAACCCUCCCUCUCCGCUACCCUCUUCUCCAAAGACAACCCCUUUGAAUCCUUCACCGUUUUCCUCAUCGAAGUCUCCACAACACCAUUUCCUUCCUCCUCCAUCGCUCACCACUCCAAAUUCACUCCGAUCCACAAAACCUUAAAUCUCGAUUAUCCAAUCUCCGAUCCGGAACUGGAAGUCUUCAAGUCAUCGACCACGGAAGCAGGGGUGGUGGUAGCUGGAUUCGUUCUGUUUUUCCCUAAUUACUCGACGUUUUUAGCGAAACCAGGGUUUUACAUAGAGGAUCUGUUCGUGAGGGAGAGUUAUCGUAGAAAGGGAUUGGGGAAGAUGCUGUUAUCGGCGGUGGCGAGACAGGCGGUGGCGAUGGGGUACGGGAGGGUGGAGUGGGUUGUGCUGGAUUGGAAUACGAAUGCCAUAAAGUUCUACGAAGAAAUGGGAGCGAAUGUUAUGCAGGAAUGGAGGGUUUGUAGGCUCACAGGUGAUGCUCUUCAAGCUUAUGCAACUACUUCUGGUACCAAAGAUCUUGAUUUGAUCUGAUGCUGUCAAUUUUUAGGGUUUUCUGGAUGUUUGGAGAGAGGGGGAGAUUAGGGUUUGUAGUGGAUGAUGAAGAAGGAUAGGAUAAUGUGAAUUGUCGUAUUUGCCCCCUUCCUCCCAAUGCUUUUAAUUUGGUAAUGGAGAUAUGUGGUGGUUGUUCUUU
Molecule: messenger RNA, 940 nt
Organism: Cynara cardunculus var. scolymus (artichoke)
Lineage: Eukaryota; Viridiplantae; Streptophyta; Magnoliopsida; Asterales; Asteraceae
Product: probable acetyltransferase NATA1-like
Exons: 1
Coding region: 58-780 (240 amino acids)
Molecular function (GO): N-acetyltransferase activity
Source: RefSeq, a predicted model, not a curated record